This is a messenger RNA of Cyclopterus lumpus (lumpfish), 4935 nucleotides long. RefSeq names its product protein Wiz-like. Gene Ontology annotation, cellular component: nucleus. The transcript has 9 exons. Gene Ontology annotation, molecular function: RNA polymerase II cis-regulatory region sequence-specific DNA binding; DNA-binding transcription factor activity, RNA polymerase II-specific. Gene Ontology annotation, biological process: regulation of transcription by RNA polymerase II. The coding region runs from base 711 to 3506 and encodes 931 amino acids. Lineage: Eukaryota; Metazoa; Chordata; Actinopteri; Perciformes; Cyclopteridae. The record is from RefSeq and is a predicted model, not a curated record.
CCACUUCCGCUGAGAUUGUGGUCAGUGUCUGAAUCAGAUGUAACGGUACUGAGGCAAUGUGUGCAACCUUUUAGGUAAAUUAACCUUCAUCUACAUUUGAUAAGUGUCGAUUAGUUUUCAGUCUCGGACGUAAGAUGUGUAGCUGUUCGCUGUUUCGCUAAAAUGAUGUUUAAUUUGAACUAGCACGCAGCUAACGUUAGCAUCCUGCCAGAUCAAAACAGAGGGUGCAACAAUGAAAACGUCGAUCUAAGUUCGCUUUAAAUCACUUACACUUUUAUAAUUAACCUCAACGGUGGCCUAUUGAGUUGUCCCUUUAUGUAAGUUGUAAUGCGAACGAUAUCAUUGGAAAUAGAGACGAUUCUUAAAGUGAAUAACAUUUCAAGUUGCAAUCAACAGCCAACCUAUUUCUUGACGGACAACAAACGUUUAUCGCGAUAUUACCAUCGUGUCACGUUGUGUUGAGCAGAAGGCGGACUCCUCUCUAAAAGUCAUAACCGGUCUAACACCGUGGGCGUAGCUGUUUGGAAGUCAUCUACUUUUCUUUUUCAAACAAAUAUCUCCCAUUUUUUCAACAUUUAUUAUCAACAUUGAGUCAAUUUAUUUAAAAAAACAGUGUUUUUUCCGUUUGGUCUGAUCGAGAGCCGUGACGUCAUGAGGUUGGUUGGUUCACAUUCGCCACCUAACUAAAAGUUGGUGACAGCGCGAGCUCAAUGGACAACAAUGGACCCCGAGAUGUAAUGCGACGCCGAGGGGGUCACUUCUGUAUCGCCCCCGGAUGCAGCAAUGAGUUUUAUCGAGCCAAAGACGAAGGAAAGAGUGUCCGCUUUCACUCUUUUCCUUUUAAACGACAGGCGGUCCUUCGUCGUUGGCUCGCCGCGCUGAAACGAGAGAGAAGUUCAGUCCGGCGGGGCGCUCGGGUUUGCAGCGAGCACUUCGUGAACGAGGACUAUGUGGGGGAAAGGGUUAUUGAGUCUGGCGCACUGGUGGUCCGCCGUACCAAAAAACUGAAGACCGAGGCGGCUCCCUCUGUGUUUGACUUUUCCUCUCCAAAGGUUGGGUGUUCAACUCGUCCGGCCCAGUCCUCGAGCAAAGCCGUCACGUCAGCUCUGCGCCGUAAGAAAGGGGGCCGAGGACACGCCUACCUCAGACCGGAUCUGCAGAGAUUCAACUUUCUAAUCCCUCAAAAGAUACCCACAACAAUGUCAGCAGCCAUGGAUGCACAAGCAACCCCAGUCAUUUGUGAGGUCUGUGGAACAAUCUUUGAGACACGACGAGGGCUCUCCAGCCACGCCCGCCUCCACCUACGGCAGCUCGGUGUGACGUUGUCAGAAAGCAGCGGCGCUCCAAUUGAACUGCUCUACCAGCUCAUCCAGGAGAGAGGUGACUCCCUCCCUGAUUUCAAAGGAGACUCUGUGCAUGGGCCGACCCCACUCAAAAAAGCCCAGCAGCAGGGGUCUAGGACAUCUUCAGCACCAGAGGACAGGGGUGACUCCAGCAAAGCAGAGAGUAGAGUCAUGACUACACCACAAAAAAUGGAUCAUGCCAGACUAAAAGAGUCACAAACCUCUCUCCUCGCCUCGUCCCCCUCUGGUCUUAUGUCGGUUGAGUCCAGAAUAAGUGAAGGCAGCAGCUCAUCUUCAGAGCACCAAACCAAACCAUUGUGGGCGCCACUGGAAACUGACGCCCCCAUCACCUUAGCUUCAGAUGCCACCAAUGAGGUCCAUGUGUGCCAACUCUGUGGCUGCUGGUAUGGGACACGUAAAGGCCUUUCCGGUCAUGCCCGGGCACAUCUUCGCCAGAUUGGAAUCCCGGAUAGCGACAUCAAGGGCAGUCCUAUUGAUUUGCUUUACCAGAUCAUGGAAGAAGAGGACCUCAAGCCAAUCAGCAGCGAGCAACAGGCGGGAGCGAGCACCUCAAACAGUCCCUCUAAAUCCUCCUCGAAACGACCAUCCAAUCGGUCUGCUCCACCUGUGUCCCUACCCAGCAAACGUCCUAAAACAUCAGAGGACUUUACUUGUAUUCUGUGCGGGGAGAAGUUUGAGAAUCAUAAAGGCCUGGCCAUCCACGCACGCGCUCACCUGCGUCAGAUCGGAGUGGUUGACCUGCUGGGGAAAAGCUCUGCAAUUGACACCGUUCAAGAACUGGUCAGCAGUGGCAUGCUGGAAGCCGUACCCCCUCCCAAAAUGAACAGUGCAACAAGCUCAUCUGCAGCCCCGUCUCCCUCAACAUCCCUCUCCCCAAGCCCUGCAAAGUACGCUCGGUCUCCUGUUAACAGGGCCCCAAAGGCAAAGAAAGGCUUUAGGCUAGCAGUGGACCCCCUUCAUAGGAAGCCUAAGCCUGAGCCUGUGGAGAUUGAGGUGUCUGUUCAACCGAAGGGAUCCAGCACUAACAGCAACUCUCCUACGCAGAAGUCUCCUGCUGCUUCAAAGCAUCUGAAUGCAGAUGUCCAAUCCCCACCAACAGUCCUUUGCAAUUUCUGUGGACAGCUGUUUGAAACCCGCAAAGCCCUGUCAUGCCACGCCCGUGCGCAUCUGCGCCAGCUCGGGCUCACCUGGUCAAUCAGAACGUCGCCGAUUGAUCUCCUCAAAGAGGUCAUGAUGCGUGGUGAAGAAGGCAAGAAAGUGUCUGUGCCCACUGGGUCAUCAGGCAAAGCCACGUGCACCCCUCAAGGCUCCAGAAGGUCCCUGGACAGCCUCCAGAUGGGGGAACCAGCCGCCAACGCCUCCACAGCACCGCUUGAUUAUUCCAUGAAGGAGAAACCCUCGUCUGGCAGGAGUGGGGGCUCACACACCGACGCAUCCUGUGAGCUUUGUGGCUUUGACUUUGAAAACCGGAAGGCCCUGGCAAGUCACGCGCGGGCCCACCUCAGACAGCUAGGAAUCAUUGAAUGGAAGGCAGACGGCGCGAGCUCGCCUAUCGAACUCCUCAGUGAGUUGAUCCGCAGGGACCCAGUCAAGGUAGCAGCAAUAACCCAACGCUAUCGCAUGGGAGACCUUUACAUCAAGAAGUCCCAGAGAGGCACUGCUUCGCCCUCUCUGUCCACAGACUCUGACUCUGUCGCUGGCAGCAGCCUGAAGCCUUCGGUGGGCAGGGAGAACUUGGGUGUGACUGCCGGCUCAUCCAGACACUCAAACAGCCACACGCGGACUAUUGCAGCCCACGGCGACACCGGCGUGCGCUCCUCAAGGGGGGUCCACCCACCAAAACGUGUUGUGCCAGCAGGGGAAGAGAAUCACAACACCAAUUCCCAGCAGCCAUCACGGUCAGGCAGCAUCCCCGCUAUGCUACCAAAGCCCCCACUUACACCUCUGGUCAAACUGGUGGGCAAAGUCUACUCCCUCAAGUGCAGGUUCUGUGAGGAAGUGUUUCAUGGACCUCUGUCAGUUCAAGAGCGAUGGAUCACACACCUGCAGAAACACAUCCUGUCGCUGGGCUACAAAGGCAAAGCAUCUCCUCCGGCUGCACCAGUGGCAGCUCUAGCACUCGUCCAGCCAGUCGCUGUCUAGUCCACAAAGUCUCUGUAGUUCACAUUAAACAAGGUCAUCACUUUCCUUAACAAGGCCAUACUUUGAGGUUACUAACUGUCAUUAAAAAGUGCAAAUUUGAUGUUCCUUUUUUGUCCUAGAGAGGGCAAGCAUGAGCCAUAUGAGGAAAGCAGCAGAACGUAAUCCACUCAGGUAAAAUCCACUGAAUACAAUAGAUCACAAUACUGAUAACUGGAUGUUUUGGGGUUAAUAUCCAAAGCUGAUUCAUCCCUCAUUUCGUUGUCCAGUGCUUUCCUCCUCCUGCUCAUACUUCCUACUAUCUGUAUAGAUGUUGCAAAUUUGUUUCAGUGCGAUGUAUUCAAUGGUUGUCAUUAUUUAAUGUCGGACACUGAAAGAACGUUCCGGGUCAGUGAUUUUAUUUUAUUUGUUUUUCCUGCUGAGUAGACUGGUGUGUUCGUCCAUACACUUUAUCUCCUUUUAUAUGCUUUUGAAUUGUAUCUUGUAUUAUACAUUUAUUUUUCAGGGUUUUUACGUAAAUGGAAAUGUUUUGGAAUCACAAUACACUGAGAAAAGAAAUAACAAAAGAUGUAAUUGGUGACAACUUGUCGGAAGAAAAAUUUUAUCAGGAAUGUAAUCUCCUGAAAAUCAAAGCCUCAACCGUCUGGACCCUAGAGACAUUGAUUCCAUUAUUGACACUUUCGUCAGGUAUAACUUCAAAUACUAUGUUGGUUUUCUGGUCUUUUACAUAUGUUUUUUAAUACUAAUAUUAAUUAAAUCGUGUCUUGUAUAUAAAAACAUGUUUUUGUUGUUUGUUUUACAAAUUAAUGGACAAUUUUUAAGAAACUAUAUAACUGCAUUACACCAGUCUCAGAUAAUACAAAUACAGUUUGUCCACAAAGUAAACAGAUGUACACGUCAGCGAUGUCGACCACAAUCUAAUUUAUUGAAUACAUUUUUUAGCAAAAUUCAGCACACAAGUUCUCUCAUCUCCAUUCACCCAAAUAUAUUUUCAUAUCCUCUCAUUUACAUAUCAUUUUCAUUUUGCUGUGUCCGCUGUCAUCUUUUAUUUAGAUUUUUUAACGACAUUUUUGGGAUCUCACUUGAUAAAAAAAAAAAAAUAUUAUUUUGGGCUAUUUUAUAUGUUUAUUCGAGUGUACUGUGGAGAGAGAGAGAAGGAAAUGAGUGGAAGUUGCUCUUCAUGCUCACCACCUUAAACCCAAGGCCACAUUGUCUCUCAUUUCACUCUUCAGCCCACCAGGAUGUAGUUCCCUCUCAUGGAGGAAUGUGUGAACAGCUCUGUGAAUAACUGAAUUAGUUUGUAUUGGGUGUAUUUUUCCAUGCAGAUUGCUUUGUAUCGGUUUGUGCCUGUUUAACACAUUUUCCUUUGUUUACACAUUCCAUGAAACAUCAAGGCUUAAUGUUCGUUCCCUGCUAUGUUGCAUCAUAACUG